Messenger RNA from Aspergillus uvarum CBS 121591, 687 nucleotides. RefSeq lists its product as uncharacterized. Lineage: Eukaryota; Fungi; Ascomycota; Eurotiomycetes; Eurotiales; Aspergillaceae. The record is from RefSeq and is a predicted model, not a curated record. The transcript has 2 exons. Bases 1 to 561 code for a protein of 186 amino acids.
AUGCGCAUUUUCACACUUCUAUCCCACCUGCUACUUGAGAUCAACCUGGCGUCGGCAUUGAAUAAGCACGAUCUCAGGCACGUCAAGCGUGGCGGGAAGACCGAUGCCACUCUCUACGCAUACGGCGCCGACUCCGCGGGCUGGCCCAUUGCCUACGGCUUAGAUGACGGCCUCUUGUAUAUCGCUGAAGAUCCCGACAACAGUGAAGCCAACCUGACCCCCUUGACCUGGGACCUGGCAUCGAUCACCGACGAGUGCUGGAUUGCCAAUGCCACCUUUAUCAACGGAAAGCGUGCUGGAUGCAUGUACAUCAUGGACGAGAGAGAAUACGCUGUUGGGAUUCUACCCCAAACCCGCGUUGCCUAUGUCAACGGCACGGUCACAGGCUUCGGAUUGUUCGCCUCGCAGCUAGUGUAUAACAACAACACUCUUCUCCAGGCCCAAUUCUGGGCUCGUGCGACCAACUUCACCGACACGUAUGGGUUGACCUGGACGCUCGACGAUGGGGAGCCGAGCGGGGAGUUUCCUGUCGUGGUCAAGGCCUCAACAACCUCGACAUGAGCAUUCAUUCAUCCACAAACGGACAUCGGUGACAUCUCUGGGUAUUGAGACCAUUCUAGAUCAUCCUACCAGCUAUCCUGUCUCCCAGCUAAGGUCAACCACUUCUUCAUCAGUCCAACAAAAGCG